This is a messenger RNA of Rhododendron vialii, 1127 nucleotides long. RefSeq names its product acyl-CoA--sterol O-acyltransferase 1-like. The record is from RefSeq and is a predicted model, not a curated record. Bases 27 to 1127 code for a protein of 366 amino acids. Gene Ontology annotation, biological process: lipid metabolic process. The transcript has a single exon. NCBI's taxonomy places the organism in Eukaryota, Viridiplantae, Streptophyta, Magnoliopsida, Ericales, Ericaceae.
AGAGAGAGAGAGAGAGAGAGAGAGAGAUGGAGGGAGAGAUCAUCUACCCAUAUUGCAGCUUAGAUAAGGAGAUAAGCAACUUCAUCAAGGUAUGGGUCUCAGUAAGUAUAUCCCGAUUAUACUGCAAAUUCACAAGUAAAAUAAUCCCAAAAGGCCUACCCAGACUCCUCACCUUCUUCCCUGUCGUUUGCCUCUUCUUAUACCUCCCUCUCCAUCUCCACUCCGCUCACCUCGGAGGCAUGACCUCUUUCUUCAUCGCUUGGCUUUCCAAUUUCAAACUCCUCCUGCUCGCCUUCGACAAAGGCCCUCUCUCUGACCCAACUCUCUCUCCCUCCCAAUUCCUCGCCAUCGGUUGUUUCCCCAUCAGAAAAACAGAACCAAAAAACCCACGUCAGGAAUCCAAACAAGGCCACAAACCGGUUUGGAAUUACAUUCUCAAGGGGCUUCUACUGGCCGCCUUCGUGCAAAUUUACCACUACAGUGAGCAUAUCCACCCGAAGUUUAUUUUGGUUAUUUACAGCUUCCAUAUAUACUUCUUGUUGGAGCUGAUGCUAGCCGUGGUCGCAGCCCUGGUUCGAGCCACUCUCGGGCUACAACUCGAGCCGCAGUUCAACGAGCCAUAUCUCUCCACCUCGUUACAAGAUUUCUGGGGGAGUAGAUGGAACAUGAUGGUCCCGCGUGCCCUCCGCCCGACCGUAUACAAUCCUACCCUCAGCGUCUGGACGUGGAUCGUGGGCCGGGAGUCGGCCUCGUUACCAGCCGUGUUAGCCGCGUUCGUGGUGUCGGCCGUGAUGCAUGAGCUUAUGUUCUACUACUUGGGCCGGAAGCGGCCCAAUUGGGAGAUCACGUGGUUUUUCAUUCUCCACGGGGUGUGUUUAGUUGUUGAGAUUGCGACGAAGAAGGCGUUGAAGGGCAGGUAUCGGUUGCCUCCGGUGAUCUCGACGACGUUGACUGUUGGAUUCGUGAUGGUUACCGGCUUUUGGCUGUUUUUUCCUCCGUUUUUAAGGUGCAAACCUGACGCGAGAGCGUUCAAAGAGUACGCGAUUUUAGGAGCGUUCGUGAAGGACGUAGUACUUGGUGGAGCUGUGAAGUUGCGGCAUUUCAAUGGCAGUCUAACAUCACACUAG